Messenger RNA from Aureobasidium musti, 2811 nucleotides. NCBI's taxonomy places the organism in Eukaryota, Fungi, Ascomycota, Dothideomycetes, Dothideales, Saccotheciaceae. The record is from the annotation of a GenBank genome assembly.
AUGCCCACCUGGCGCACUCUAGGCGUCCGACCUCUCCGGCCCUUCUUCACAGCUACCGGCUAUGUCUGUCCACCAUGUCGUACGCGCCUCUUCUCGACUAUAACGUCACGCCCACUCCGCCACUCGACGCGCUUGCUGUAUGCCGAAGCCAACGACCACGACAAUGACAAGACUGUCUCUCACAAGCCUGUCACUCCCGAAGAUGCAAAUGCGACCGACGUUCAAGACAGUCCUCACGAUUUGUGGCCCUUCAACAAGGAAGACUUGAAGUCGCCCGAAAAGACCAAGGAUUUGGAAUCGCAUGCCGACAAGCACGAGAUUGCGGAAAAUCAAGAAGACGCAGAGCACUCGAAACAGCCUGAAGCAGAUCCAGAUUCGAUUUCGAGUUCUGACUCAAGUCUCAUCAGAAAAAUAAAAUCUUUCGACAAACAUAAUCGCCCAGACUCUUCGCAGCCAUCCGAAGGAGAUGACAAGGCCACCGAAAGUGAUGCUAAGACCACUCCUUUCAGAUCUAUCAAGCAAUUGAGUGGCAAUUCUCCAGACACUGCGGAAACACAAAGCACCAUAAUCGAUUUUUUCAAGUCGACAGACCCAUCGGCCGCUUCUUCUCUUUACGAUGGAGGCGCGAUACAAUCUUUGAGAGAUGCCAUGCUGUCUAUCAAGAAUGAUCCUAUUCCCUUUCCCAGAAAAACGCUGAGGAGACUACGGACCAGACGCAAGCGCUUUGUCAACAGCCCCGCGCCUCAGACCCCUGAACGUAUCGCAAAAGCAGAGAAGAAGAGAGAAUCAGAUGAAAAACGUGCUCAAAAGUAUCUUGCUGAAGGUCUCAAAACCAUGGAUGCUUCCAGCGUUGAGUUGCAACGCUUAGAUAUCGAACAACCGCGUGUUCCUCGUUUACACCACAGCCUUGAUCGCGUCCUCUUCAUGCAUGGUGUUUACCAAUUGCAAGAUAGACGUUCCAAGGUCUACAACUUUGAUCCCUACUUACAGAAGAUCAUGCCUGUAACCGAGUUUGAUUACGAUGCUCUCACUGCCUACAAGACCUCUUCUCAAGACAAGUUCCUCUCAGAAUUUGCUAAAAAGCAUGGCAAGAAAUACGUCGGCUCUACCUCUAGCAUGACAAGCACCUUGACCCAUUUCCACUAUCUUCUUUCGUCCUGGCGAAAGAUCAACACCGACAUGUUCUCCAGAGACUUUCCAGACACGCUGCAAAGCUUCACUGCUCUUAACCGUACGCCUACUUCAAUCUUCUUGAGACGUAAAGGCGAUACUUACGCCGUCGAUGCGGACAAGGAACACGACGGUGCCAAUGUUCUGAUGUUACUCGGAAGAUCUAUGGAGAAACUCUUGACCAUGCCGACCGAUAAAUUUGAGCAAUACAGAAAGGACAAAUCUAGUGGUAUCUCUGAGGUGCAGCGUAACCAACCCGAGGCAUACCACUACUCCUCGCUGGGCGACUUCUUAUUACGAUCGCAACUCGACGCUCAAGAUGAUCGACUACCCGGUACUGGCAUGUUCGAUAUCAAGACGCGUGCUGUACUUCCGAUUCGUAUGCAGUCACAAGAUCAUGAGCCAAUGACCGGAUAUGAGAUCACACAAGAUCAAGGUCAGUACGAGAGUUUCGAGAGAGAGUAUUACGAUAUGAUGCGCAGCACCGCCCUCAAGUACUCUCUACAAGCUCGUAUGGGACACAUGGACGGCAUUUUUGUUGCGUAUCACAACGUCAAGCGUAUCUUUGGCUUCCAGUAUAUUAGUCUCAACGAGCUUGAUCGGGCUCUUCACGGUACGCAUGAUCUCACUCUGGGAAACCGUGAGUUCAAUCUCAGUAUCGGCUUGUUGAACGAAAUCUUCAAUAAGGCUACUGAGAAGUUCCCUGAUCAGACCAAAGCUGCUGAAACGCUUCCAUCUAUGUACAUCUUUGCAGAGCCCAUGAGCGAAGAGGACAUUGAAACCAUUCAGAACUCGCAAAAGGAAAAGAUCGCCGAGUGGGAACGCAAUCUGCGUGACCCAGCCUCAAAGUUGAAUAGCGAGCAAAUCAGUGAGCUAGCAGAAGAGGAUGGUGAUGACACAGCGAAGGAGUUUGGCGACUCCGAGAGUGACUUGAGCCAAGUAUCGGCUGAAAGUAAUGUCUNNCCGAAUCGGAACAAGCCUCAGAAACACCCGAAGCUCAAUCGGAAAGGAUUGCUGCGCAAGAUUCAAAAGCCAACGAAAAAGACCCAAUCGUCAAGGAGAUUGAAGCCAUCGCUGAAACGUCUGAGUCAGAGCCUCAAGCAGAACCAGAGUCUCAAGCAGAGCGUCAAGCAGAACCGGAGACACAAGCAGAACCUCCAUCAAAACCAGAGUCACCAGCAGAGGAAGACAAACNCUUUGCUGGGGCUGACUCUCACGAUCCGUUCGAAAGUCAAUGGUGUGUACGUCGAGCGACCGGAGGACCUCAAGAAGAAUCAUGAUUGGUCAAUCGAGUACAGCCUAAACGAAAUCAAACCAGGCCAGGCAUGGAGAGAGUAUAGAGCAGCUCAAGCCCGGCGCAGAAGGACAUAUCAGAAGCUCAACAGCAGACUCGACAAAUCGGAUCCUGACAGCACUCAACUAAGCUACAACGAACAUUAUAUCAACAUGCUUAAGGAUCUGAGUGAGAAGGGCAGGAAGAUGAGGGCUGGCCUUGACCGGAAGGAAGCAAAUAAGCCGAAGAUCGUGGUCGGUAUGCCAUAUGACAAGCCUUCCAAGAGGCAGAUGGCGAAUACGGACGAUGUAAGCAUCGAGAGUGUGGACGAUUAUCUGACAUGGCUGUAUGAAGAAAAGAAGGCAUGA